Molecule: messenger RNA, 3944 nt
Organism: Xyrauchen texanus (razorback sucker)
Lineage: Eukaryota; Metazoa; Chordata; Actinopteri; Cypriniformes; Catostomidae
Product: endoplasmic reticulum metallopeptidase 1-like
Exons: 15
Coding region: 6-2663 (885 amino acids)
Biological process (GO): proteolysis
Molecular function (GO): metalloexopeptidase activity
Source: RefSeq, a predicted model, not a curated record
UUAACAUGGAGAGAGACUGUACUGUGCGCCGAAUAAAACCCGUCCAGAACAAGCAGAACCAGCGGGACUGUGCUGGUGAACCGGCCGGGCUGAACGGGCUCGGACACGCGGCGCGGCGGCGGAAGCAGAAGCCGGAGGUGAGCGCGCAGCUGCUGGGAGAGAGUUCGGUUCUGCUGCUGCUGUUCGGGUUCGUGUGUCUGCUGUGGGUUCUGGUUCUGAUCUCUCUACAGAUGCUCGUCAUCAGAUCCAGCGGGGAAUUCAACGCCAUCCGGGCCAGGAAGCAUUUGGAGCAGAUCACCAGUGUCGGACCACGAACCGUAGGAAGCCCCGAGAACGAGAUUGCGACGGUGAACUACAUCCUGGAACAGAUCGAACAGAUUCGGUUGGAGAGUGUGAACGGACCGCACGCCAUCACAGUGGACGUCCAGCGACCCACCGGAUCAUUCAGCAUUGAUUUCCUGGGAGGCUUCACCAGUUACUACGACCGUGUGACCAACAUCGCUGUCAAGCUAGAGCCAAAGACGACGGCGCAACACUUCAUGCUCGCCAAUUGCCACUUUGAUUCAGUGGCCAACAGCCCCGGGGCGAGUGAUGAUGCGGUGAGCUGCUCGGUGAUGUUGGAGGUUUUACACUCUCUGGUGAAUCUAACCACGCCGCUCAAACACGGAGUCAUCUUCCUGUUUAAUGGUGCAGAGGAAAACAUCCUGCAGGCGAGUCAUGGCUUUAUUACCCAGCAUCCCUGGGCUCAGCAGGUUCGGGCUUUUGUGAAUCUGGAGGCUGCAGGUGUGGGGGGAAAAGAGGUGGUGUUUCAGACAGGUCCAGAGAACCCGUGGUUAGUUCAGGCAUAUGUCCGUGCUGCUGUUCACCCGUUUGCAUCAGUGGUCGGACAGGAAGUGUUCCAGAGUGGCGUUAUUCCCUCGGACACAGACUUCAGAAUCUACAGGGAUUUUGGGAAUAUUCCUGGUAUAGAUCUUGCGUUUAUAGAAAACGGUUUCAUCUACCACACCAAAUAUGACACUCCAGACCGCAUCCACACCGACUCCAUCCAGAGAGCAGGUGACAACAUCCUGUCUGUGCUCAAACACCUGGUGAUGUCAGAGGAACUGGGCAACGCUUCUGAAUAUCGCCAUGGCAACAUGGUUUUCUUUGAUCUGCUGGGCAUGACGGUGGUGGCGUACCCCGCCCGAGUCGGCGCCAUCAUAAACUACAUGGCUGCCGUGGCAACCCUCAUCUACCUGGGCAGGAAGUGCAUGCUGCCUAGCAAUGUGGGUGGGCGGUACGUCCGUGAGCUGCUGUAUGCGACGGGUUUGGCGGUUUCGAGUUGGUUCGUCACUCUGUUGACGGUUCUGAUCGUGUCACUGUUGGUGACGUUGAUGGGUCGCUCCAUGUUCUGGUACGGUCACUUCUACGCCUCCGUGUGUCUGUACGGAUCUGCUGCCGUCGGCAAGAUGAUUCUGAUUCACACGCUGGCCAAGAACCUGUACUACGGGAAUGUCCGUCGUGUGGAGUUGGGCGAGCUGUUUUUUGACGUCAGUUUGCUGUUGUGGUGUUUUGCGCUGUUGUUUCUUACUCAUCACGGUCUGUGUUCAGCGUAUGUGCCCAUGAUGAUGGUGGUGUUUCCUCUGAGCAGCAAACUUCUGCUCAAAACACACUUCACACAGAGAGGAGCGUCACUGCAGUAUUCAGUUCUGUAUCUGACGGGUCUCGCGCUGCCGUACGUUCACAUCAUGUUUCUCAUCUGGGUCGUCUUCGAGAUCUUCACACCCAUUCUGGGUCGCAGCGGAACGGAAAUCCCGCCUGACAUCAUCCUGGCAUCUCUUGUUACCCUGGCAACCGUUAUUCUCUCUUCAUAUUUUAUGCAUUUGAUCUAUCUGGCUCGCAGUACGAAGCGGAUCUUGUUUGGUCUUGGAUCAGUGUUUGUGCUGAUGUUCAUUCUGGUCUCAUGUGGUCUGUUCUUUCCAUAUUCUGCGGAUUCGUCCAGUCCUCGUCCCAAACGCAUCUUCAUGCAGCACAUCACACGCACCUUCCACGAGCUGGACGGGUCUGUGGAGCGCUCCGACUCCGGUCUGUGGAUUAACAGUCUGGAUUACACGGGAAUGCAGCACAUAACACCACAUAUACCAGAUAUAAACGACAGCAUCCGCACGAACUGUCAGGAGAAUCUGCCCUACUGCGGGUUUCCGUGGUUCCUCCCGGUCAAACUCCUUGUCAAGAAAUACUGGUAUCUUCCAGCUCCUGAAGUCUCUCCCAGAUCUCCGCUGGAGUUUAGACUGAUAUCCAGACAGGAAACGGAAUGGGGUAACGUUAAAAUGACCUUUGAGGCCAAAGGGCCGAGUCACAUGUCUCUGUAUUUACUGCCACACGCUGGCACGUCUCUUACCAGCUGGUCGUUUGGUGACGGCACGCCUCAGUUCGACCUGAGUGGAGAAUAUUUCAUAUUUUACUCUCAUGGUCUCGAUGCACCUGCGUGGAACUUCUGGUUUGAGAUACAGAAGUCUUCAGACGUGUCGACUGAUGAGGGAAUGAUCUCUCUCGCCAUCUCUGCUCAUUAUUUCUCUGGUUUGGACCGACACUCAGAAACACUCAAAUCUUUACUGCAGAGAUUCCCAGACUGGGCGUUCCCGUCCUCAUGGGUCAGCACGUACCACAUGUACAGAUACUGAGGGGCCACACACACACACACACACUCUUCUUAUGUCACUCACAGAGACGAGACUCAUCCAUCACUGUGUUUCCUGGUGCAGGAGAAUGAAGACACGACAGAAUCAUGGUCGAUCAUUUUUAUUAAUUUUUUUAGAUUUUCUCCCCAAUUUGGAACACCAAAUUCCCAAUGUGGUGGCGUAGUGACUCAAUCGGGGUGGCUGAGGACGAAUCUCAGUUGCCUCCACGUCUGAGACCGUCAAUCCACGCAUCUUAUCACGUGACUUGUUGAGCGCAUUACCAUGGAGACGUAGUCUCGUAUUCAUCCACACACAUCUCACCACACGCCCCACCGAGAGCGAGAACCACAUUAUAGCAACCACGAGGAGGUUACCCCAUGUGACUCUACCCUCCCUAGCAACCGGGCCAAUUUGGUUGCUAAGGAGACCUGACUGGAGUCACUCCCUGAUUGGUCAUUUUUAGACUAACCAACUGAUGUCUAAAUCUGUUUAUAUAUUUCAGUGAUGUUUGAGCAGUUGAAUGACGCUCUUUUUAUAGUUUUCAUGUGAUCUGAACAGGAUUUGUUUGUCUGGUGAUAACGUUGAACUUUUCUUUUGUUAGUUGUUUUAUGCGGAUGAUUGACGGUGUGAGAAUUUGCGUUUUGUUAUAGUUAAUGGAGACCGUAGUAACUGUGCUGGGUCAGGUCAAACCAGCUUGGACUGAUAGUUGUAUGCUGGUUGGUGGUCUAGAAGCCCCUCCCACUGGCCAACCAGCUAAUCAAUCAUCUGAACUAGUUUGGACCAGACGAUGACCAUUAAUGACAAGAAAUCAGAGCAAACCUUCUGUAUAAGAUUAUAUUCUAUCAUGAUAAAGGAAAAGUCACAACUAUGCAAUUAUUUGAUGAUUAAUUUGAUUUAAUACUGUUUAACUGUACUGACCUGCUUUAGUGUUGUUAGUGUGACAGUCGGCAUGUGUUUGGCUGAAUGCUCACGGACCUUUAGAUGUUAUAGAUAGUCGGAUAUUGCUUUAUAAUAAACUGAAAGUUCAGCCUGCGUGAUUAGGAACUAGUUAAUUGCAGCAUGAGAUGGCAUCACAACGAAUCUGGAACCAUGAGGUCAUGACCUUUAACACAAAUAUGCAAGAAUACUGAGAAAAUAAUGAUUUAAGUCUUCACAGCUCUGUUAUAUAGAAUUAAAUGUUAAAACAAAAUUGAAUAAAAAAAAUAAACAUUUUUAUUGAGUAUUUUUAUCUUCCAGUAAAAAGUAUAUACUGGAGCGAGUAAUUGCGUACAUUUUUUUAACACG